Molecule: messenger RNA, 1422 nt
Organism: Galendromus occidentalis (western predatory mite)
Lineage: Eukaryota; Metazoa; Arthropoda; Arachnida; Mesostigmata; Phytoseiidae
Product: neuropeptides capa receptor
Exons: 9
Coding region: 154-1422 (422 amino acids)
Biological process (GO): neuropeptide signaling pathway
Cellular component (GO): plasma membrane
Molecular function (GO): neuropeptide receptor activity
Source: RefSeq, a predicted model, not a curated record
GCCGAGGUGGACUUGUACCUCUCACAGCUACUGGGUCCGCGCCAGGUUGCGUGGAACAAACUGUUGCCGGUCACGAUAAUAUAUUCCUUGAUAUUCGUCACGGGGCUCGUUGGGAAUCUCUCAACGUGCAUUGUCAUCGUGCAGAACCCUCACAUGCAUACUGCGACCAACUACUAUCUCUUCAGUUUGGCUGUCGCAGACAUGCUCACCCUAGUUCUAGGCCUUCCCAAUGAUCUCGUCACGUACUGGAAACAAUACCCGUACGCGUUCAGCUCAAGUUUCUGCUCAAUGCGAGCCCUCGUGUCUGAGAUGACGGUCAAUGCAUCAGUACUAACGAUCGUCGCAUUCACCGUAGAAAGAUAUCUCGCAAUCUGUCAUCCUUUGUACAAGCACAAGAUGUCGAAUCAAUUGGCACGAGUGCUGAAAAUCAUCUCCAGUAUUUGGCUGAUUGCCCUCCUGUCGGCGCUUCCGUUGGCAGCGAGAAGUAGCGUCUUGUAUCAGUUCGUGAAAGGUGUCCGUCUGGACGACUCGGCUUUCUGCCUGCUGCAUGGGUCCAACGAUGUCAAUACAGCUCUGCUGUUGGGCUCGACAGUCAUAUUUUUUAUACUUCCAAUGAUAUUCAUCGUCAUCUUGUAUUUGCGGAUUGGUUUCAAACUGCGCCGAUCGACCUUGUACAAAGGCCAAUCCGGAAGCAAUUCAACAAGUUUUAAGAACGUCAACGGUGCGAACGGAGGCUCCAGUAAAAGCGUGUGUGGGGCGCCCGUCAGAAAGUUCUCACUCAUUAACGGGACACGUCAACAGCAGCACCACCUGUCAAGCUCGCGAAAAAUUAUCAAACUCCUCGUUUCGGUGGUGAUCAUCUUCUUCAUCUGUUAUGCGCCUCACCACACUCAGAGGCUGAUGUACGCCUACGGAUCCCACAUGGGUUGGUCCAAUGAAUUGCGGAGCUUCAACGAGCAACUCUUCUACAUAGGAGGCUGCCUCUUCUACGCGAACUGCACGACCAACCCGAUCCUCUACAACGUUAUCUCGAAGAAGUACCGUUCGGCUUUCCGACAUACACUCUGCCGUUGCUGCGGUCUUAAAGGCGCGCCAACUUAUCCUCGAGGUGACCACAGAAUGUCGUAUUCAUCGGUGUGGUUGUCGAACCAGCAGAGGGUUCUCGAACGAAAACGUCUCUCCGAAGGAAGCCUAUUGUCGCGCGCAUCGGUGCAGUCGGAUAUCCCAAUUCCUUUGCAUCAUUCUCAGUCAUUAACAGGGCCCACCCAUCUCAAACUCCUUCGACCAAGCCACUCCGAACCCAACGGGACAGCAGUCACGUUCCGCGACGCACCACCUCCGAUGAAAGGUUGUAUUCGGGAGCCAACAAUUUGGUGUGUGGAGGAAGUCAGCUGUGAUGAACGUUUGCAGGAGAAUAACUAA